AUGGGUGGCAGUAGCAGUACACCAAAAAUAGAACCAUUACUUGAACAUCAUCAGCCUUAUCCGGAUAUGAAUGUCAUAUUCAAAGGCAUACCGAAAAUGAUACAGGUAGCUGAUGAUAUGCAUCGAAUGACUAAUUAUAUAAUGGAUCUAAGGAAUAUGACAUUCGCACUGAUUUGCAUAUCGGCUAUCGGCUUAUUCGUAUUUUUAAUAUUGAAAGUAAAACAAAGUCGCAAUAAUAAUGCUCGUCGAAAGCUUGAAAUUGGUCGACGAAUUGAGAGCUUGGAUGAGCGAUCUUUUCCACGACAUACUCAUUAUGGUACUUAUCAGCAGAAUUAUGGUGAUUGGCAUGAUCGUGGAAAACCUACAGUUUCUGUGGAUAUUGAAAAAUUGCAAAUGAAUAACGGUAAUAAUAAUGAAAAAGAGGCGUCGAAUCCGACGAAUUCAAAAAAUCUCCCAAAUGGUCAACCACAUAAAGUGUGA
This is a messenger RNA of Dracunculus medinensis (Guinea worm), 480 nucleotides long. The record is from the annotation of a GenBank genome assembly. NCBI's taxonomy places the organism in Eukaryota, Metazoa, Nematoda, Chromadorea, Rhabditida, Dracunculidae.